CUCCCUGGGCGCGGGCGAGUUGGUAAACAGGUUCAGACCGCGUGCUGGGCGCCAGCGCAGCGCGGGGAGGUACCGCGAAGGUGACCGUGGAUCCCAGAGUCCUGCAGCCGGCCCUGAAGGAUGGCUGCCAUGCUGGGGGAUGCCAUCAUGUUGAUCAAAGGCCUUGCCAAGCUGACCCAGGCGGCCCUGGAGACCCACCUGCAGCACUUGGGCCUCGGUGGGGAACUCCUCAUGGUGGCCAGGACCCUGCAGUCCACAGCCACGGAGCAGUUUGCUGUGGUCUUUGGGAGUGUGCAGGGUCAGGAAAGACAUGAAGAGCCUUAUGCUGAGAGCUUCGACGACCUGGAGGCAGAGCUCCACUUCUCGGGGCCACAGGCAGCGGGAGACGCUGCACAUUCCUCUGCUGCCUCCGACCCUGUAUCCCCACCACCCCUGGACCCGACUCACAGUGAGGGCCCGGCUCCUGCCUAUGCAGCCAGUGGACCUUUCAGGGAAGCCAGGCUCCCGGGCCGGGCCGCCUCACCUCUGGGCAUGGUGAACGGGAAGCUCUUUGCAGACCGCCGAGACCCAUACUCUGCCAUGGGCAUUCAGCGGAAGUUCUUCCACCAGGACCAGUCCCCCAUGGGGGGCCUCACGGCAGAGGACAUCGAGAAAGCCCGGCAGGCCAAGGCGCGCCCUGAGGGCAGCAAGCCCCACAAGCAGAUGCUCAGUGAGAGGGCUCGGGAGCGGAAGGUGCCAGUUACACGGAUCGGCCGCCUGGCCAACUUUGGAGGUCUGGCUGUGGGUCUGGGCUUUGGGGCGCUGGCCGAAGUCGCCAAGAAGAGCCUUCGCCCUGAUGAGCACACAGGGAAGAAGGCCGUGUUGGACUCCAGCCCCUUCCUGUCCGAGGCCAAUGCCGAGCGCAUUGUGAGGACGCUGUGCAAGGUCCGCGGGGCUGCGCUCAAGCUGGGCCAGAUGCUGAGCAUCCAGGAUGAUGCUUUCAUCAACCCCCAUCUGGCCAAGAUCUUCGAGCGUGUGAGGCAGAGUGCUGACUUCAUGCCGCUGAAGCAGAUGAUGAAAACCCUCAACAGUGACCUGGGCCCCAACUGGCGGGACAAGCUGGAGUACUUCGAGGAGCGGCCCUUCGCAGCCGCCUCCAUCGGGCAGGUGCACCUGGCUCGCUUGAAGGGAGGCCGCGAGGUGGCCAUGAAGAUCCAGUACCCCGGCGUGGCCCAGAGCAUCAGCAGUGACGUCAACAACCUCAUGGCUGUGCUGAACAUGAGCAACAUGCUCCCGGAAGGCCUGUUCCCUGAGCACCUGAUUGACGUGCUGCGGCGGGAGCUGGCCCUCGAGUGUGACUACCAGAGAGAGGCUGCCUGUGCCAAGAAGUUCAGAGAGCUGCUGAAGGACCACCCCUUCUUCUACGUGCCCGAGAUUGUGGACGAGCUCUGCAGCCCCCACGUGCUGACCACUGAGCUGGUGUCCGGCUUCCCUCUGGACCAGGCCGAGGGGCUGAGCCAGGAGAUUCGCAACGAGAUAUGCUACAACAUCCUGGUUCUUUGCCUGCGGGAGCUGUUCGAGUUCCAUUUCAUGCAGACAGACCCCAACUGGUCCAACUUCUUCUAUGACCCUCAGCUGCACAAGGUGGCCCUUCUUGACUUUGGGGCGACUCGGGAAUAUGACAGGUCCUUCACCGACCUCUACAUCCAGAUCAUCAGGGCCGCCGCUGACAGGGACCGGGAGACUGUGCUGAAGAAGUCCAUAGAGAUGAAAUUCCUCACUGGGUACGAGAUCAAGGCCAUGGAAGAUGCCCACUUGGAUGCCAUCCUCAUCCUGGGGGAGGCUUUCGCCUCAGAAGAGCCCUUUGAUUUUGGCACCCAGAGCACCACCGAGAAAAUCCACAACCUGAUUCCCAUCAUGCUGAAGCACCGCCUCGUCCCUCCGCCCGAGGAGACUUACUCCCUGCACCGCAAGAUGGGGGGCUCUUUCCUCAUCUGCUCCAAGCUGAAGGCCCGGUUCACCUGUAAAGCCAUGUUCGAGGAGGCCUACAGCAACUACUGCAAGAACCAGGCCGCGGGGCAGUAGCCCUGGGCCGCCACCUGGCCCCUGGUCACCGCCCAGGCCGGCCGUCGAGGCGCGCCGUCCGUCACGCGGGCGGAACAGUGGUGGGAAGAUGGCGGUGUUGAUGCGCCUUGAAACUCCUUUGCCCAGUGAGAGGGGGAGGAGAGGUUGCUGGGAGCCCCCAUAGCCAGCACUUUCACACGGUUUUUAUUGCUCAAAGGGUGUGGCAUGAGGAGUCCAAGAACGAGAAUGAAACCCCAACUUCUCUUGUCGAAAUGUAGGCAGUCUCCAGGUUACAGACGUCUGACCGUACUUCUAGAUGGAAAAAGGCUCUUUUCUUUUCUUUUUUGUAAUGGGUUUUUCUAAUGUGAAUGUUAACCAGGAGAUGAGAGAACACUCCCCUCUAAUCCCCCACCAAAAAAAAAAAAA
Trichechus manatus latirostris (Florida manatee) is the source of this 2469-nucleotide messenger RNA. It is a transcript of the gene COQ8A, whose product is annotated as coenzyme Q8A. Gene Ontology annotation, biological process: ubiquinone biosynthetic process. The coding region runs from base 121 to 2064 and encodes 647 amino acids. The transcript is spliced from 15 exons. NCBI's taxonomy places the organism in Eukaryota, Metazoa, Chordata, Mammalia, Sirenia, Trichechidae. The record is from RefSeq and is a predicted model, not a curated record.